This is a messenger RNA of Oryzias latipes (Japanese medaka), 4458 nucleotides long. The record is from RefSeq and is a predicted model, not a curated record. NCBI's taxonomy places the organism in Eukaryota, Metazoa, Chordata, Actinopteri, Beloniformes, Adrianichthyidae.
CCAGAAUCUAAAGAAACAUUCAGAAAUCGCAUACGAUUUUUGUAAACAAUUUAUUUGUAUAUUACUGUUACAAAUAAGUAUUUGAGCACUUAAUUAUCAGAGAUUUCUGACCAGCAAAGACUUGCAGUUCUGCUUUUAAAUAGGGCAAUUGCCAAGCAGCUUGGUGAGAAAAGGACAACUGUUGGAGCAAUUGUCAGAAAAUAGAAGAGGCUAAUGAUGACUGUCAAUGUCCCUCGGACUGGGGCCCCUCGCAAGAUCUCAUCUCGUGGGGUAUGGAUGAUGCGAAGGAAGGUGAAGAAUCAGCCCAGGAUUACACGGGAGGAGCUGGUCAAUGACCUGAAGAGAGCUGGGACCACUGUUUCCAAGGCUAUAAGUAAUACAUUGAAACGUCAUGGUUUAAAAUCAUGUAUCGCACGGAAGGUUCCCCUGCUGAAGGCAGCCCAUGUCAACGCCCGUCUGAGGUCUGGCAAUGACCAUCUUGAUGAUCCAGACGAGUCAUUGGAGAAAGUCUUGUGGUCUGAGACCAAUAUAGCACUUUUUGGUCUCAAAUAUAUUCAGUGUGUUUGGAGGAGAAAGAAGAAGCAUCAUCCCAAGAACACCAUACCUACAGUGAAGCACGGAGGUGGAAGCAUCAUGCUCUGAGGGUGUUUUUCUGCAUAAGGGACAGGACGACUGCACUGUAUUAAGGAGAGGAUGAACAGGGCUCUGUGUUGUGAGAUAUUGGGCAAAAACCUCCUAACCUCUGUCAGAGCGUUGUAGAUGGGUCGUGGCUGGGUCUUUCAUCAUGACAAUGACCCGAAGCAAACAGCCAAGAAAACCAAGGAGUGGCUCCGUAAGAAGCAUAUCAAGGUAAUGAAGUGGCCUAGCCAGUCUCCAGACCUAAAUCCAAUAGAGAAUCUUUGGAGGGAGCUGAAACUCCGUGUUGCUCAGCGACAGCCCCGAACCCCGACAGAUCUAAAGAAGAUCUGUAGAGGAGUGGGCCAAAAUCCCUAAUGCAGUGUGUAUUAACCUAGUGAAGAAAUAUAUGAACCGUUUGACCUCUGUAAUUGAUUAACAACGGCUUCUGUACCAAAUAUCAAAGUUGUUUAACUCAAGUGAUCAAAAACGUAUUUGUCACAGACUUUUACAAAGAAAUUGUACAACGUGAUUUCUGAAUGUUUCUUCAGAUUCUGUCUCUCACUGUGGAAAUGCACAUAUGAUGAAAAAUUUAGACACCUCCAUGUUUUAAAAUUGUGAGAACUUGCUGAAUCACAGGGUGAUCAAAUACUUAUUGACCUCACUGUAUAUAAGUAUCAAUGUUACUGUUUUUCUUGGAAAACAAUGGAUCACACAUAGGAUGUAUGAUCCAUCCCCUUGGGUCCAACCUGAAGCUAAGUAUCAGGAGCUGAACAUACGUACAUUAUUUUUUGGGAGUAAAUGGCAAUAUGCAAUUUGAAUUGAUCUCAAGACCUCAUCUCUCACAUCCACAUAAAAUUUUGAUCAUACCGAAAACGUUUAACCCCUUAAUAUCCAUUGAUGCACAUAUGCAUAUCCAUUCCAAUAUAUUUAAAUUUUUUCCGCAGGUGUAAAUUAAUGUAGAUGUUAAUAGGUAAACAAUGUAUGAAAUUCAUAAAUUAUAUAUUUUAAUGUGACAGGCUCUGAAAGUUUUCAAAGCUAAAGUUUAAUUCUAUAUCAAAUGAAAGUAUAAAAAGGGGCCUAUGCUUUGUUCUUGUGCGCUUGCUUUGAAGAGGGGGAGGGGCGGCAAUGACUGCGCGUGAGUAGUUAAAGGACUGGCUUGCCAAGAAGCUGAUGCAAGACUACAAACGGUAAGAAAUGAACAUACAUCGGGAAAUCUAAACUAUUUGAACUUUAAAAUAAAUACCAAUAAUCUAUAAUUUUUUCUGGUCAUGCAAGCUUUACCUCUUAGCUAAUAUUUCAGCUAACCCACGCAUGACACAAGUCAAGCAGAACUAACCCCCCCCCACGAACAAUAUUUUCAGUGACAGUUAACUUUAAUGACGGUGUAUUACUUUUGUAAUUUAGAAUUUUAGUUUAUAAAAUUAAUACAUCUCUAGACGGAGUCAUACUGUUGAAUGACAUUAGCUAAUCUGGCCCGGGUUCUGGCAGCACGCGGGUCGGUCGGUGCCAGCUAAUGAAACUACCUCAUAUAUCGAUCGCAAGGGUGCUUCUUUGUUGGUCAGAACCUAAACAAAGACGUAGGCAGCAGGGUAAGACACGACAACUAGUUCUAACAUAAAGAGAAGAAUGUAAUGAGAAAUUGUUUUUCCGGUUUCGGAGUAGUAAUGUUUUUGAAGUGCUGGUGGAACGGUUUGGCACCAUUUUGGUAAUAUGUCAUAACUGAUAAUUACUACAAACAAAGUAACUGCCCAUUGAUUGCUGAUUGACAGUACUGCCACAACACAAUAUCUGGUUUCUGCUAUAUGUAAAUGCUAUGUACUUUUGGGAUCUUUGUAGUACGUAGUUGUGAAAAAUAUAAUUGUCAAUAACCAAUAACAACCUACCACAAACAUGUGCUUGGUUGUUUAAAUUUACAGCUAGUUGUGAAUUUCAAUGUGAACACUACAAUUUAUCUAAACACCUUCUCUUAAGUUUUACAUUUUAAGUAAAUCAUUAUAUAGAACAUCUUUCAUUUUGACUAAUUGUGGAACAUACAAAAUAAAGUCAAUGUAUAUCUGAAGAUAAUUUCUAUUUCUGUUUAUUAUUUACAUAUAGUAAAAGAGUGAAGCAAUUGCAGUUUAUUUUGACUUAAAAGACUUCAUGUUAAUUUUCCAUUUAACAGGGGUACUAAAUAAAGUUAAACUUGACCACAUUUAACAAUGACUUUAUUUUUUCUAUUGUCAUAUCAAAUUUGAUAUGAAGAAGUGUAUUCUACAAUUCAUGAAUGAAUAUUUUGAAUAAAAUAUGAAGUACUAAAGUUAAGACUAGGUCCUCUGUAGGUUUAUGUUAUUGAAAGCAAACACCCACGAAAUUAAUAGGUUACAAACAAACAAUUAAAUGGAAUUUCUGCUGUGCCCCAAUUUCAACACCUUAGAUAGAAACAGCAUGUCAUUAAGUUUAUUUGUUUAUAUGUUUUUUAUGCUGGAAAAUAAUGCAAAUCCAGUGGUUCGACUCCAGAACACAAAUGUCAAGAUGCCACGAGGAUCUACAACAAAACUUUGUGUCAGCUGCAAAGCUGUGAUUGGUGUGGCAACUAAGACAUGUAAAGUAUGCCAAACAAUCCAGCCAAUGAGGCAAAGGCUUGCCAAAAAACUGGAGAAGUUUCAAUCCAAAAAGGAGACUUGGUUGCAAAAACACAAGAAAAACAAAACCACCACACAUGUUUUGGAUGAGGCAUCGGUUUUGGUGGAAAAGUUGAAUACUUUGGGACAAAAAGCCGUUGUGUUUAUUGCCAGACCUGGAAAGAAAACAUCUACGUGGCAUACACAUGUCAUUCACCCUAGGUGGCAAUUAACCGAUCAAGCUGGACAGUGUCUGGACCGCAUGAAAGACCUAUAUGAGCUAAUGAUCAAUGGUUGGACGAGCCUUCAAAUGCCCUCUGGUCCAGUCAUCCAGCCUUCAACCUCACCAGCCAUUCAACCUUCAACUGCACCAUCCAUCCAGCCUUCAGCCUCACCAGCCAUUCAACCUUCAACUGCACCAUCCAUCCAGCCUUCAGCCUCACCAGCCAUUCAACCUUCAACUGCACCAUCCAUCCAGCCUUCAGCCUCACCAGCCAUUCAACCUUCAACUGCACCAUCCAUCCAGCCUUCAGCCUCACCAGCCAUUCGACCUUCAACUGCACCAUCCAUCCAGCCUUCAACCACAGGUGUUCCAGCAAAGAAAAAGAAAAAAAGAGAUAACAAGAAAGAUUCACCUGGAGAGUGCAGCCAUGGGGGAGAAGAUCAGUUUUACCCAGUGAAGCAGGUCUUGAAGACAAAAAAGCAGAAGGGGAAAUUAAUGGAGUUUGUUGAAUGGGAGCCAUGUUCCAUGUGUGGGAAAACAUGGUCUCCACAGUGGGUGGAAAAAAGGAACACCAAAAAAUAAACCCCAAAGGCACCUCUGUUGAUCAGAUUGACCUUUUAAAUUAUUAUUGUUGUUUGUGUUACUGCUUUCUAAUUGUUGUUAAUAAAAAUGUUCAAAUGAAAGGGUUUGAUCUACAUUUUUUAUUGCUCAACAUGCUCACAUGUAUGAUAUACCAUAGAGGUAGGACACAUUUGUUGUGAAAUUCUAAACAAAAGUUUACAAUAAAAAACAUACAAAAAAUUUGUCAUAUAACCAGAUAUCAGGUUUUUGUGUUGGAUUGUCACAGCUAUGGCAAUUGCAAAUGAUCAUACCUCAAGUUAUAAUGAUACAUACUUAAUAGUAAAUCAUUUUUGGUAUUUAGUAUAAUGAAAUAAGAGCAAAGAUGUAAUGCAUGGAGCUGUAUUGUGCAACCUAAAUAGAUGAAUGUAUAUUUGAGGUAAAAAAAAAAAAAAAAAA